Molecule: messenger RNA, 5275 nt
Organism: Sorghum bicolor (sorghum)
Lineage: Eukaryota; Viridiplantae; Streptophyta; Magnoliopsida; Poales; Poaceae
Product: disease resistance protein RPM1
Exons: 5
Coding region: 983-4726 (1247 amino acids)
Biological process (GO): defense response to other organism
Molecular function (GO): ADP binding
Source: RefSeq, a predicted model, not a curated record
UCCGUCCCGGUACGGCGGCGGAGAGGGCCGCUUCGCGCUGACAGACGACGCCGACGGCCGUCGCGAUGGGGGAUGGGCGCCCGCCAGUGUCCGGCUUCGACCACGCGGCAUGGAGCGUCGCCGCCGUCGCGGGUUUACCGGCGGCGGCGGCGGCGGCGGCAGGCCUUCACGUUGGUCGGGGGGCGUCCGCGUCGGGGCGCCGCGCAUCUCCUGAGUCCUGCUCUGCUCUUGUACGUCAUUUCCUGCUUUACUCAUUGGAUAAUCCGUGACUCACUAAUUUUGGGACGGAUUGAUUUGAUUGGGUGAUUUUCGGCCAUGUGCACUGAUAAUAAGAGUAAUCCAUUCAUUCCCCAACGUCUCGCAUUCGUACCGCGUUCUGUUCUGAAUCACGGCAUUGUCUCAUACUGAAGAUAUGAAACUCUCAUCGUCUCCGGGAUCCAGGAUUCCAGGCAUGAGGCAUCCAGCCAGCGACAAAAGCCGACAAAUUCUUCUCCGCGGCCACAAGCAAAGACUUGCUCCUUUGCUUCCACCACAAUCUGUAACGGCCGGAACAUUGAUCCCAACUAUUAAUUUAUUCUCAGAUCAAUGUGGCUGAAAUUGAAGUGGCAAAUAAAGCACCAUAAAGAUCGAGAUGCAUCUUCGCUUUGGCAUAUAUGCUUUGGGUGUGCUAACUAGCAGAGCAAGCUAGGAUGGCAAUGCAUCUUUUUCUCCUUCUCUGUCAUCUCCAAGCUGAAGGCAGGGACUCAUUCAGCUCUUGCCUGCAAACCCAACUAUCCUCUUGCGUACCAUGAUGUGCAGCGCAUGGAAACAACAAGCUUGGUAUCUGCUUUGCAGACCUCUGUCUUCACUCUUCAGCAUAUACAAUAGUUAUGAUUAUAAGCUCUGCCAUAUACAUUGUGCUCCUACGUCUUCCUGAACCUCAACCUGCUUAUCCACACAUACUCUUCACAAGCCACAGUGUUUGAGGGAGGAGAGGGUGGCAAUGGAGGCGACAGGGUUGAGUUUGGGAAAGUCUGUGCUGGAUGGAGUCCUCAGCUACGCCAACUCCGCCAUCGCGGAGGAGGUGGCCUUGCAGCUGGGCAUCACUGGCGACCAGGCUUUCAUCAGGGAUGAGCUCGAGAUGAUGCUGUCUUUCCUUAUGGCUGCACAUGAGGAGAGAGACGAGCACAAGGUGGUCAAGACCUGGGUGAAGCAGGUCCGCAACGUGGCCUAUGAUGUGGAAGACUGCCUCCAAGAUCUUGCUGCUCGUCAUGGGAAGACAUCUUGGUGGUGCUUCCUUCGGAAGCUGGUUGAUAGGCACCGUGUCGCCACACGGAUGAAGGAACUCAGAGCCAAGGUUGAGGAUGUCAGCCAGAGGAACUUGCGGUAUCGCCUCAUCAAGGGCACUGGCCCCAAGUCUGCAACUGGAGCUGGGCCCUCAAACAUUUCCGGUGCAACAAUGUUUGAGGAAGCAAGGAGGCAGAAGGACAAAGAAAAAGUGGAUCUUUCCCAACUGAUCAAUGAGGGAAAUGUGGAUCUUAGAGUGAUUGCUGUGUGGGGAACAAGUGGUGUUCUUGGCCAGACCAUUGUCAUCAAAGGAGUGUAUGAUGAUCUGAAGAGAAGUAACAAGUUUGAAUUAUUUGCUUGGAUCAGGAUUGUGCAUCCUUUCAAUCCACUGGAGUUCCUCCAGUGCAUUAUGAGGCAAUUCUAUCGAACUUCUUUUGAACAAGUAGGGAAGACCCAAGAAAAAACAAACAUUGGGGCUCAUGUUCUUAAGAAGAUGGGGAUGAUGAAACAAGAUGAUUUGGUUGAUGCAUUCAGUGAGUAUGUGAAUGAGAAAAGCUAUCUGAUUGUGCUUAAUGACCUGUCCACCAUUGAAGAGUGGGAUGCGAUCAAGGAAUAUUUGCAAGAUAACAAGAAAGGAAGCCGAAUAAUUGUAUCCACAGAGCAUGGUGAAGUUGCAAGCCUCUGUGCUGGGCAAGAAAGUACAGUGUCGGAGCUCAACCAAUCAUCUGUUGAUCAGAGUAUUUUUGCUUCCUACAAUAAGGUUUCUCAAAAACUAGCCACAUUAACAAAGCUAGGGUCUUGCUCAAGCGAAGCCACAAUUGGCACUGACAAAGAGAUCCAUGAGAGUCAAUUUCCAGGUGACAAUAAUAAGAUAGUUACAAAGAGCCUUACUCGCAUUGGGACAAUCACAGGUGCUUUGAUGGAAUCUCAGCUCGUGGGUCGAGAGAAAGAGAAGUCAGACCUUAUUGAUCUAAUUUCAAAGCAAGGUGAACCUAUGGUGAUCUCAGUGUGGGGAAUGGGAGGUCUUGGAAAAACUACUCUAGUCAAAGAGAUCUAUGGAAGUCAAGAGCUAAGUGGCUUAUUUGAGAAACGUGCUUGUGUCACAAUCAUGCGUCCAUUUAUUCUCAAGGAUGUCCUCGACAGCCUAUGUAUGCAGCUAGAUCCAGAAUCCUAUAACAGGAAGGGCAAUGAUUUUGGGCUACUCAGAAGAAAAAUAGCAGACAAUGAAGCACCAAUUGAAGAGUCGGGUAAGCUGGGAAGAAAAGUAACAGAUGAAGAAGUAUUAUUUGAAAAAUUGGACAAUCUUCUAAAAGGAAAGAGGUUUCUGAUUGUUCUCGAUGAUCUAUCUUCUCUUGGGGAAUGGGAUGUGAUAAUUCAAAGUCUUCCUAAAAUGAACAGUACAUGUCGGAUUGUAAUCACCACAAGGGAAGAGAAUAUUGCUAGACAUUGCUCAGAAAAACAAGAACACAUAUACAAGCUCCAGGUUCUUGAAGACAGUGCUGCUCUUGACCUCUUCACCAAAAAGGUAUUUAAAGAGGCCAUAAAUCUCGAUGAGUAUCCCACAUUGAUUGAAGAGGCCAAAAUGAUCCUAAAGAAGUGCAAGGGACUUCCCCUUGCAAUAGUAACCAUAGGUGGCUUCUUGGCAAAGCAGCCGAAGACUCCUAUUGUAUGGAGAAAAAUGAAUGAGCAUAUUAGUGCUGAGCUGGAGAUGAACCCAGAGCUUGGGAUAAUAAGAGCUAUCCUCAUGAAAAGCUAUGAUGGUUUACCAUAUCAUCUGAAGUCUUGUUUCUUGUAUAUGUCCAUCUUUCCAGAAGAUUACAGUAUUAGCCGAAGACGCUUGGUGCAUCGAUGGAAAGCAGAGGGUUACUCAAGUGAGGUACGAGGCAAGUCUAAGGGGGAAAUAGCUGAUGCCUACUUCAUGGAACUUAUUGAGCGAAGCAUGGUCCUACCAUCCAAAGAAUCAAUUGGUAGUAGAAAGGGUAUUUCCUCUUGCAAACUUCACGAUCUCAUGCGUGAAAUCAGCAUCUCAAAAGCAAUGGAAGAAAAUCUUAUUUUUAGAAUGGAAGAAGGAUGCAGCUUUAACACCCAAGGCACCAUACGCCACCUUGCUAUAAGUAGCAAUUGGGAGGGUGAUCAGAAUGAGUUUGAGUGCACAGUGGACUUAUGUCGCAUAAGGUCAUUAACGGUGUUUGGAAAGUGGAAGCCAUUUUAUAUUUCUGAGAAGAUGAAGUUGCUACGCGUGCUGGACCUGGAAAGCACCUCCGGUCUUGUGGAUCAUCACCUUGAACCAAUUGGGAAGCUCCUUCUCCUAAAAUACCUUUCUUUAAGGGAAUGUGGUGGUAUUUUUCACCUGCCAGAGUCACUUGGUAACCUGAAACAACUAGAAACACUAGAUGUUACUAAUACACGAAUAGUCAAGCUACCGCAGGCCAUCACCAAGCUUAGAAAGCUACAGUAUAUUCAUGCAGGGAUGUUGUACAAUCCAUCUUUUGGUGCUUCAUCAGAUGAAGAAUACAUGGAAGAUAUGCCAAAGCUAAUCCGAAACAAGCUAUGCGUGUGGACUCUCGCUUUGACUAUCUUUUGUAUGUCAUGUUGCAGGAUUAAGGUUAUGAAAUCUGCAUUUCAGAUGAAGGAUGAUGACCCAAUAAAUAGGCAUGAUGUGUGCAUGUUCUACUGCUAUGCCAUGUUCCCUCUUUUAGCAAGGCUUGCAGAUCCAACUGGAGUUGCAGUGCCAAGAGGCCUCAGGAAGUUGAAAGCCCUGCACACACUGGGUAUGGUGAACAUCGCACAAGAGAAAACCGUCCUACAAGACAUUAGAAGGCUCACCCGGUUACACAAGCUUGCAGUGACAGGCAUCAACAAGAAAAAUUGCCAAGAGUUUUGUUUGUGCCUUGCCCAUCUCAGCUCUUUGGAAUCACUCUCAGUGCGCUCAUGGGAGAAGGAAGGUCUCCGUGGCUGCUUGGAUAGUCUGUCUAUGCCUCCGAAAGACCUCCAGAGCCUGAAGCUGUUUGGCACUCUGGGCAAACUGCCAGAAUGGGUCACGGGUCUCCAGAAUCUUGUGAAGCUGAAGCUGGAACGCACUAAGCUAACAGAGCUGGAUGUAACCAUGCAAGUCCUUGGCAAGCUACCAAACCUGGCCAUCCUUCGUCUACUGAACUACUCUUUCAGGGCAUCAGAGCCCUAUCAUUUAACUUGCUGUAGGGAGGCAUUCCCUAGUUUGACAGCACUGGAGCUGCAAUACGCUGGCAUCAAAUCAGUGCUGUUUGAAGCAGGAACAGCGCCUAAGCUUGAGCUGCUGCUUUGCCAACAUGGGAUCACAUUUUCUGGGCUGUCAUCUCUCCCGAAACUCAAGGAAGUUAUGAUUGAUAAUAAGUAUAGUCACAGUGUAAAGUGGGUGGACGACCUGAGGGCCCAGCUUGCCAGGAAUAUAAACAAACCAGUUGUGAAGUUUAUUAACUGACGUCAUGCUCCAUCGAUCCAUUUGAGGAGCAGCGAUCGGUACCUUUCCGACAGGAGUUUGAGGAGCAGCUCCUACAAUGCAUCCAUGGGGUUUGGAUUCUAAAGAAGGCACACCGCCUAAGCUUGAGCUGUUGCUUGCAAUAAUUGCAAGGGGCCAAAUCUCUUUUAUCGGGGCUGUAUCAAUGUCUCCGGAGUCUCAAGGAAGUUAUGGUUCAUAAGGAUGCAAAGUUGGUGGAUGCCGUGCAGCCCCAGCUUAGAAUGGAUCCAAACAAGCCCGUGCUUUAUUCGUUUUUAUUUAUAUUACCUUUUCUGCUUCCUGUUUCCCUGUCCCCCUCCAUUUUAUGUGUGUUUCCAUGUAUGCGUGUUAAAUUCAACUCGUGUGGUCGUUGUACCGCUAGUGGCCUGUGUGUUUCAUCUGAUGGUUACCAAAGUUGUAUUAAUUUCCUUUGUGGUUUAUGUAUGUGGAUCAGAAUAACUGGCUUGCUUUACUCACUACAGCCAGAUGUGUUAUAGAAACAUGCUUAGUUCAUUCAGUAAUUUUAUUCAGAAA